CAGAUCCAGAAGAGGAUGGGGAAGCAGAACAGUAAGCUGCGCCCUGAGGUGCUCCAGGACCUGCGCGAGAACACCGAGUUCACAGACCACGAGCUGCAGGAGUGGUACAAGGGCUUCCUAAAAGAUUGCCCCACAGGCCAUUUGACUGUAGAAGAGUUCAAAAAGAUAUAUGCAAAUUUUUUCCCCUACGGCGACGCGUCGAAGUUUGCAGAGCACGUCUUCCGCACCUUCGACACCAACGGUGACGGGACGAUUGACUUUAGGGAAUUCAUCAUCGCCCUGAGUGUCACCUCUCGGGGCAAACUGGAACAGAAGCUGAAGUGGGCAUUUAGCAUGUACGACCUGGAUGGCAACGGGUACAUCAGCCGUGGGGAAAUGCUAGAAAUAGUGCAGGCAAUCUACAAAAUGGUUUCAUCAGUAAUGAAAAUGCCAGAAGAUGAAUCCACUCCUGAGAAGCGAACAGACAAGAUCUUCAGACAGAUGGACACAAACAACGAUGGUAAACUGUCUCUGGAAGAGUUCAUCAAAGGUGCCAAGAGCGAUCCCUCCAUCGUGCGGUUGUUACAGUGCGACCCCAGUAGCGCGAGUCAAUUCUAAUGAAAGGGGACAGUGUGCACAGAGAACCUCGGCUUGUGUCCUUCAAGCUUUGCUCGCAAACGGAUGCCUUCUCAACCACCCCUCCUCACUUUGCGGAUAAAACCCCAUUGCCAGAUGUGUGUGUGUGCGCGUGUGUGUGUGUGUCCGAGCGAACCAGCUCUCGCUCCCCUCACUAACACCAGUGCAGCUCUCCUUCGGCAGCUCCGUUCCUGCUUCCCUGUAACGUUACGAUUCACUCCUCACAUUUUAAACAUUAAUUGAAAGGUAUGUUUACAUGCAGCUGCAAAAGAGUUCAAACCGCUGGUGAGAUACCACUUCACUUAGGCUGUAAGAAGUGUUCUAGUAGUUCCCGAGAAGAUGCUAGGUAGGACUUUAACCCGAUAUAGCAGAUGGUAGAUAAUUUAUUUUGCUUGAGAAAUUACUAUGUU
Nestor notabilis (Kea) is the source of this 1025-nucleotide messenger RNA. RefSeq names its product hippocalcin-like 1 (gene HPCAL1). The coding region runs from base 16 to 597 and encodes 193 amino acids. Lineage: Eukaryota; Metazoa; Chordata; Aves; Psittaciformes; Psittacidae. The transcript is spliced from 3 exons. The record is from RefSeq and is a predicted model, not a curated record. Gene Ontology annotation, molecular function: calcium ion binding.